This is a messenger RNA of Komagataella phaffii GS115, 1026 nucleotides long. RefSeq lists its product as uncharacterized. The record is from RefSeq and is a predicted model, not a curated record. Gene Ontology annotation, molecular function: zinc ion binding; porphobilinogen synthase activity. Gene Ontology annotation, biological process: heme biosynthetic process. Gene Ontology annotation, cellular component: cytosol. The transcript has a single exon. NCBI's taxonomy places the organism in Eukaryota, Fungi, Ascomycota, Pichiomycetes, Pichiales, Pichiaceae. The coding region runs from base 1 to 1026 and encodes 341 amino acids.
AUGGUGCAUAAGGCUGAAUACUUGGACGACCACCCAACUCAGAUUUCCAGCAUUCUUUCAGGAGGUUACAACCACCCAUUACUUCGUGAAUGGCAACAUGAACGUCAACUCAACAAAAACAUGUUCAUCUUUCCCCUGUUUGUCACAGAUCGACCAGACGAAGAAGAACUUAUUCCUAGUCUACCUAAUAUCAAGAGGUUUGGCGUUAACAAGUUGAUUCCUUAUGUAGGAGGUUUGGUUUCCAAAGGAUUGAGGGCGGUGAUCCUAUUUGGUGUUCCUCUGAAGCCCGGUGUGAAAGAUGAAGAAGGAACGGCCGCUGAUGAUCCAGAGGGACCUGUUAUCCAAGCCAUCAAACACUUGAGAAAGAACUUUCCUGACCUGUAUAUCAUCACCGAUGUCUGUCUAUGUGAGUACACCAGCCAUGGACAUUGUGGAAUACUAUAUGAGGAUGGCACUAUCAACAGAGAGCUCUCAGUCCGUCGUAUUGCUGCUGUAGCUGUCAAAUAUGCUCAAGCUGGAGCCAACUCUGUGGCUCCUUCUGAUAUGACUGACGGCAGAAUAAGAGAUAUUAAAGAAGGCUUACUAAGUGCAGGACUGGCACAUAAAACGUUUGUUAUGUCCUACGCUGCAAAAUUCUCUGGUAAUUUGUAUGGCCCUUUCAGAGAUGCUGCAGGUUCCUGUCCAUCUCAAGGGGACAGAAAAUGUUACCAGCUUCCUUCUGGAGGAAAAGGGUUGGCCCAUCGUGCUCUGAUUCGUGAUAUGAAUGAAGGCACUGAUGGAAUUAUUGUCAAACCAUCUACAUUCUAUUUGGACAUUGUCGCUGAUGCUUAUCAGCUUUGUAAAGACUAUCCUAUCUGCUGUUACCAGGUUUCUGGAGAGUACGCCAUGCUACAUGCAGCGGCAGAGAAGAAUAUUGUUGAUCUGAAAUCAAUCGCUUUUGAAGCUCAUCAAGGAUUCUUGCGGGCUGGAGCUCGUUUAAUCAUUAGUUACUUUACCCCUGAAUUCCUGGAGUGGUUAUCUGAAUGA